AUGCCUCACAAGCAGAAGAAGGCCUCGAAUCAUGCCCUAAGAAUCGGCUCUCCCCGGGCGGAGAAAAAGCAGCAGCAGCAUCAAUCGGUCCCGAAUACCCCUCCACCGGUCGUAGCUCCUACGAAUUAUCGCGAGAUUCAUCAGAAUGAAGUGGAGGCUCUCCGCUCGAUCUAUGGAGAUGACUUUGAAGAGAUCGAGAACAGGCGCUCAGCCUGGCAUCAAUCAUCGGAUGUUUGCUUCAGGCUCCAUUUGCGAGCUUCGUCCAACCCGGAAGUCCGCAUCCAAUUGCUGGUUGAGCUGCCGGCAACCUACCCCAAGACCUAUCCGAACUUGUCAUUAGAGAACCUGGCGGAAUUUCGCGAAGGAGCGCAGUCACGGAUUCUGGAUAUUGUCGAAAAUAAGCCGAAGUUGCUCGUUGGGACAGAAAUGAUAUACGAGCUUGGCGUGUCUAUUCAAGAUGUCCUUGAAGAUGUGGCUCAAGCCAAGGAGCAGGAUAAAGACCUUCCUAGCCUGGAAGAAGAGCGCAUGAAGCAAGAAGCCGCAGCGAUGCACCAGGCAGAGUUAGAAAGACAGGAGGACCUUCGGAAACAGGAGGCUGCUACGGCUGAGGAGGAACGAGCCCUUCAGCAAUUGAUUGAGAAUAAGAUUAGAGAAAGAUCGAAGGCUCGACUAUCUCGACGAAAGAGUCGAACAGCUGGGGUGGAUUCGAAUGGAUUUACGGAUGACAUCGAGCAUGUCCCAGGCGCGAUUGCCUUCGACCCUCCGCUGGUUAUGAAUGAUUCCGAUGAGCAAUUACUGAAGUUCCGAGCUGUUUUUGGGAAGACCCUACUCAAAAGUACCCAUGGGAAGGAAACCUUUACCGUACGACCAAUUGUUUCUGAAAACCGGCCCCAUGCACCUCUUCUGGUUUUGAAAGAGUACUCGCUUGAGAGGGGACUAGGAACUUUGGCAUUUCGAGAGCGAAUGCGGACUAGUGAAGAUAAAUUGGAAUCAAUCAAGAAACUACGCCAUCCCAAUCUUAUCGACUUUGUUGGUUUCAAGAUCAAUAGCCCUGACCUAUACGACGACUCGCAUGAUAAUGCUUGGAAAGUAUAUGCUCUUGUGGAGUACGCGAACAAGGGUUCUUUGGUGGAAUUUCUGGAUCUCGUGGGGACUGUCCCUGUAGAGAUGCUCCGCAGCUGGAUGCUUCAGUUGCUUGAAGGCUUGGAGUUCUAUCACCGCAGUGGGUUUAUCCAUGGGGACAUUCACAGUGGGCGGGUCAUGUUAUUCAGGAGCCCAACAGGAGGAACUACUGUGAAGUUGCAGCCGAGCAUUGAGGGGGCUUUACCAGGUCCCGCAGGUGGCCGGAGUCGGUCUAUGGCAACCUCCAAAUCCCCGUUCUGGACGCCUCCGGAGUUGACUCAGGGGGAGGUGCCGCUGUCCAUGAAAACCGAUGUCUGGGACUUAGGUAUAGUUCUUUUGCAAAUGGGAUUUGGCAAAGAUGUCAUGCUGCGCUAUACUUCUGCCAAUGCACUGAUGGGGGCACUCGAUCUAUCGCCCCCUUUGCAAGAUUUGCUCGAGGAGUUCUUCCGUCCAGACCCCAAGAAGCGACCUACGGCGUUCCAGCUUCAGCCUUCCGAGUUCUUCCGUGUUGACACGCCUUUGAUAAUGCAUACUAGCACAGCCAAUUCCAUGUUCCUGCCGAGACGGCCGCGCGUGGACUCCUUUGGUGGUAUUUCUGCGCUUUCACGCUACAAUCAAGAUUUUGAUGAAGCUGGACGUCUGGGAAAAGGCGGGUUUGGCCAGGUCGUGAAGGCUCGAAACAAACUCGAUGGUCGAUUUUACGCUGUCAAGAAGAUCUCUCAGAAGUCAGCUGCUGCGUUGAAGGAUACAUUGUCGGAGAUCAUGUUACUAUCUCGGUUGAACCAUCCGUACGUGGUGCGCUACUACACAGCUUGGCUUGAGGAAGAUUUCGAUCUUGGUGACGAGGACGCCGUUUCUUCCACCGAGGGCGACCCAUUUGCGAGUCGAGGUCCGGGUAGUGUUGGUUUUAGUACCGGUGGACUUGACUUUAUCAGUUCCAGCGGUUACUCCGGAAUCCAGUUUGGCUUGGACAGCGACGACGAAGACGCUGAAUCCAUGUCUGAUCAAGAUAGAAAGGAGACACCUGAUUAUGACGACUCCGAAAGCGAGAGUGGAACUGAACCAAGCCGGAUGAAGACCAGCUCGCAAGGCCGGCCCGUAUUCACUACGUUGUAUAUCCAGAUGGAGUACUGCGAGAAACAUACUCUUCGUGAUCUCAUCAGAAACGGUCUCUAUGAUGAUGUUGACAGAUCCUGGCGCCUUUUUCGCCAAAUCCUAGACGGGUUGAGCCAUAUCCAUGGCCAUGGUAUUAUACACCGAGAUUUGAAACCGGAUAAUAUCUUCAUUGAUGUGGCCAAUAACCCGCGUAUCGGAGACUUUGGCCUAGCGACAAGUGGGCAGUUUAUGACUGCAGUCCGCUCAUCUGCAACGGCGGAUAUUGGAGGUAACUUGACUCGCAGCCUGGGUACGACUUACUAUGUCGCGCCUGAGAUGCAAUCUGGAUUCACAGGAAAUUACAACGAAAAGGUUGAUAUGUAUUCUCUGGGCGUGAUCUUCUUUGAAAUGUGCCAUCCGUUGCCUACCGGCAUGGAACGUGAUCAGACACUGCGGGCAAUUCGAGAGAAGAACCAUACUCUCCCUUCUACCUUCCAGCAUUCAGAUAAGGUGGUACAGGGCAAAAUUAUUGAAUCACUGCUGAACCAUACACCGAAUGAGCGUCCAUCAGCUGAAGAGCUCCUUCACAGUGGGAACAUCCCUUUGCAGGUCGAGGAAGAAACAUUCAGAAGGGCUAUCGUCCACUUGCUCUCCGAUCCAAAUUCUCCAGAUUACAAGAAGAUUCUCUCAGCCAUCUUCUCCCAAUCUCCCAAGCGAUUUGAGGAUAUUGCCUGGGACAUGGAUUCGCAUGUAUCACCGGCAGCGAAUGAACUGUUGGUUCAAGGUCUGGUCAAAGACAAGUUGAUAUCUAUCUUUCGCCGGCAUGGAUCGGUGGAGAGUGCGAGGCAAAUGCUUUUCCCGCGAUCUCAGCAUUACAAUCAUGGCGCUGUGCGGUUGCUCGGUUCAUCAGGAAAUCUGCUCCAAUUGCCUUUUGAUUUGACCUUGCCGAAUGCGCGUGCGAUUCCUCGACAGGACCGUUCGCUUGAGAAGACAUUUGCCUUUGGCACGGUCUACAGGGAAACACCCCACGGUGGUGAGCCGCGGACUCACAAGGAAGUAGACUUUGAUAUCGUGUCGCACAACACGUUGGACCUGGCGUUGAAGGAAGCCGAAGUUAUCAAAGUACUGGACGAAAUCAUCGAGGAAUUCCCACCGCUUAGAUCAGCGCAGAUGUGCUUCAUGAUAAACCACUCCGAUUUGCUUCAAUUGAUCAUGGAAUUCUGUCGCAUUACUCCUUCUCAGAUCCCACUGGUCAAAGAGAUCAUCAGCAAGUUGAACGUCGGAAAAUGGACAAUGCAAAAGAUCAGGAGUGAGCUUCGUUCGCCUGCCGUUGGUGUUGCCUCUACGUCGUUGGACAAUCUUGCGAGGUUUGACUUCAGAGACUCUCCAAAACAAGCCCAUAAGAAAUUGCGGGCUAUCAUGGAGGGCACGCCAUUCGCUGAACGAUUGACUCCGAUUUUUGCCCGUCUGAACUCGGUAGUCAACUACCUCCAGGAGUUCGACGUAAAGCGGAAAGUCUAUGUCAACCCGCUUUCCAGUCUGAAUGACAAGUUCUUCAGAGGUAGUAUUCUUUUCCAGUGCGUCUUUGACAACAAGCGGCGCGAUGUGUUUGCAGCGGGUGGUCGAUAUGACCGGCUGGUUCAGGAGUUCUCCCCGAAGGCUUUGGCGAGUCGCACUCAAACUCAUGCCGUGGGUUUCAAUUUGAGUUGGGAUAGGCUUAGUUCAUCGAUGCUUGGACACCUGAAAGAGCCAACCAAGUCGUCUUUGAAGCAUCCAGAAGCUGAAACUGGGACUGGGACUUUCUGGAAGACUCGGAGGUGUGAUGUACUCGUCGCUAGCUUUGACGCGACGGUCUUGCGCACAAUAGGCAUUAAGGUCGUUCAGGAUUUGUGGUCAAAUGAUAUCAGCGCGGAAUUAUCAGUCGACGCCUCUUCGCUCGAAGAGCUUCUCAGCAAAUACAGAGACCAUAACCAUAGCUGGAUCGUUAUCGCGAAGCAAGACAGCAAGGAACGGGGUUUUAAGGUCCGAAGCCUGACCCCAAGGGAAGAAUACGACAUGAGAGCCUCGGAGCUGGUUCCUUGGCUUCGAAAUGAGAUUCGUGCGCGCAACCUGCGCGAGGGCACAACCGAUCAUUCGAAACAACAUCGGUUGCCUAGUCAGCCGGACGUGUCGUCUCCCGGUAAUGAGAGGACCAAUGAUGUACGUAUCUUGGUCUCUCAGCACCGGAGCAAGAAGAGCAAUAGGCGAAAUAUCGUUGAUUCAGCUCUUCAACGUUCACGCGAAGUCGUCGAACAAGCCCUCAAUGGCCCCAUCGCUGCUAUCGAUACUCGAGAUGAUGUCCUUGAGUCCAUCCGCGACACGCGUCUUUCAGACCCUGACAGCUGGCGCACAGUGAUACAGAAUGCACCACCGAGUGAACGGAAAUACCUCAGCCAAGUGCAUGAGCUGCUCUGCGAUCUUGCCAAUGAAAGCCAAAUGGGCGACGGCACCGAGAGCUACGCGAAUGCGUUUAUAUACAACUAUCGAACGGGGUCCUGCUUGUAUUAUGAUCUUGGGAGGGUGAGCGAAAGAUAG
Messenger RNA from Aspergillus glaucus CBS 516.65, 4791 nucleotides. RefSeq names its product putative protein kinase (Gcn2) (gene cpcC). The record is from RefSeq and is a predicted model, not a curated record. Gene Ontology annotation, biological process: DNA damage checkpoint signaling; regulation of translational initiation by eIF2 alpha phosphorylation. Gene Ontology annotation, molecular function: protein binding; ATP binding; eukaryotic translation initiation factor 2alpha kinase activity. The transcript has 6 exons. Bases 1 to 4791 code for a protein of 1596 amino acids. Lineage: Eukaryota; Fungi; Ascomycota; Eurotiomycetes; Eurotiales; Aspergillaceae.